CCUCCUCGUAUGUAUAUAUAAAUACCACCAUUUCCUUUGCAGCAAAGCUUUGAGUUAUCAAUGGCUCUCAAAUGGCUUCUCAGUUCUGGGUUUACCAAAAUUUUCGGCCGUGCCGGCGGCGGUGACUUGCACAGCAAGGCAGUGGUAUCAUGCCCUAAUGGAUUUGUCAAUGAGAAUUCAAAGGGCUACAAGGAAAUGGAAAGAGGGGUUAGCAGCAUCAAAACCAGCAAAGAAGAUUACCCGAAUGGCUUCGAAAUGCCAGUUCAUUACCCUCGGUUCUCGAAGACGGAUUACGAGAAGAUGGAAGAAUGGAGGAUCGAUAUGUUGUUGAAAGAAUACGGAUUCGGCUUUAAUGGCGGCACCGUCAACGAGAAGAGGGCAUUUGCCAUGGGAGCUUUUCUUUGGCCCGAUCAACUUUGAUAUAUAUAAGUGAACGAAAGUCUUUGUAUUAGACAUGCUUUUAUGCACGAAUUGAUAAGGGAAUGGACAGGACAAUCGACCUCUGAAAAUUUAA
Molecule: messenger RNA, 514 nt
Organism: Hibiscus syriacus
Lineage: Eukaryota; Viridiplantae; Streptophyta; Magnoliopsida; Malvales; Malvaceae
Exons: 1
Coding region: 61-420 (119 amino acids)
Source: RefSeq, a predicted model, not a curated record